Messenger RNA from Diabrotica virgifera virgifera (western corn rootworm), 5929 nucleotides. RefSeq lists its product as uncharacterized. The record is from RefSeq and is a predicted model, not a curated record. Bases 346 to 4680 code for a protein of 1444 amino acids. Gene Ontology annotation, molecular function: guanyl-nucleotide exchange factor activity. Gene Ontology annotation, biological process: positive regulation of Rho protein signal transduction. The transcript has 13 exons. Lineage: Eukaryota; Metazoa; Arthropoda; Insecta; Coleoptera; Chrysomelidae.
AUGGCGGAAUCACGUGACCGCUAACCCGCUAACGCUUUCUUCUUUCUUCAUUCUGUCGCGAACAUUCACGCCGCACAGAUACUGUUAGGACAGUGUGAGUUGCGCGAGUUUCAGUGCAUAUUUUUGUGUUUUUUGUUACAUUUGAGUGGAUUUUGUUGGGGAUUUGCAGUGUGUAGUGGCUAAAUAUAAGGAUUGACAGUUUCUAAGAAGAGGUAGAGAGCGGUUUUAAACAGCUACAACACUACACAAGCUUAAUCAAGUCAAUCUACAAGGGUUUCCACAUCUGAUGUAACAAAAGGUGGAAUCUGAUGCAUGCAGAAGUAAUGCCGCAUUCCAAGUACGUUAAUGGCUGCUGUGGUUAGCCAUGCGAUGCGACGGUUCCCAACGACACCACCGGAUACGUCGUAUUCGUCUUAUGCAUUUCGGGGGGAGAGCAGUAGAGUAGACGGAGAGAGCGCCCUCUCACGUUCAAUGCGUUACGCAGAUCCGUGGUUAUAUGGUAGCAUACGAGCACCGGGAGGAUUUUUUCUAACGCCCGCCUUUGUGCUCUGUGCAUGCCCAGACUACAUUAACGGUACAAAGAAGUCAAGCAAGAAAUCCCCAUCACAAUGCAAGAAAUGCAAAGGAGCGAGACUUCCAUUGUCAUCGGUGGAAGCCUCGAAAUAUGGAACCGUCAGAUAUUAUCCUUCAGAAGCUGUUGCUGCAUCCUCCACUCCGGUUCGGGGUGGUACUGUAAGAGUAACUUCUUCCAAACGGCCAUCAAUCCUGCCAUCGCCUGGUGAUCCUUACGAUUUAGUUAGAAAAUCCAGGUUGUCAGUAACGGAAAACACCAAUCCUUUCAGAGCACGAUCAGUUUCUCCCAGCAAAACCACCGAUGGAGAUAACAAAAAGAAGCAUGGAAAAUCAAAAGCUGAAAAACGAAUCGAGUCAUACAAUCUGACCAUCGGCCGCAGGUCCAUCCUGGAAUGUGACAUAAACCCUUACGAACUUGUGUCAUCCGAAACCUUUGGCCCCAAAGAGAAAGAAUCACCGGCAGUCACUUUGGUUAAUGGUCAGAGAAUUCGGAUCCGGCCUUCUGUUUCUGAUAGUGAAUACGAAGAUGUACAGCUCAGGCUAUCCACCCCUACAACGAAACCUGCUGCAAAAACUAAGCUGUCCUUAAAGAACAUUGUUAAAUCCAGCUCACCUAUUUUAAGGGAUAAGAAAAUAUUAAAUGGAGGAGACACACCAAAACAAAGAUCGAAAAGCGAUUCAAUUACAUUAAUAAAUAAAGAUAGAGAGCUCCAACAAAAGUUCAAAUCUAUUUUAAAGAAAUCGUCGGAGCGAAGUCCAUCACCAAUCGAACGAAGUGGAUCACUUUUCUAUAUCCCUCUGCCCAAUUCAAAGAAAAAAGUACAAUUUCUGGUUAACAAUGACUCGAGUUGCGACGAAAAUAGCGAAGAAAUGAUUGAAAAUAGUUAUGAAAGUGAUGACGAUAAUGUUUUUGAAGAAGCUAAACCAGUGGCAGCGGAGGUAAAGUUAGUCACACCGAAAGAACCGACGGAAACAAGUUUAAAUGUUUCAACACCGAAAAAACCAGUGAGUUUGUACCGUAGUCUAAGCGAUCGAAUGAAAAAAGUUGAGUCGAAAAACCUUUUCCAUGAUACUAUGGCUAUUAGGCAUCUAAAACAACGAGUAGGUUUAAAAAUAGAUUUCUCAGACCUUGAGAGAUUGGACGGAAUUAAUCAAAAAAUUAAGAAGCUCUGUUUAAAGUCUAGUUCUGCUAGCAAGGCAAAUAUAAAUACACCCUCUGAUUCAGGCAAUUCAUCGCUUGAAAGAAAUGAAGAUUUGUCUUUAACGAACCUCAACAAUCUGAUACUACAAGAGCCAAUAGAAGUAAAUUCAACAACAGAUACUGAAACUGACAAUGCAGAAACUGACAACACCUCUGCAAGUUCUUUGACAUCAUUUUCGUCAGAUUUGACAGAUAAUGCAAAUAAAAUCAUGGAAAUACCAUUAAAAACAGAGGAACCUUCAGAAAAGCUCGAUGAAAAAAUUGCUUUAGCUAAGUUAGAUAUGUGUAUCAAUGAAGCAAAAGUUGAAGUAGUUGUACCAAAAGAUGAUGUACCACCGAUAGUUCCACCCAGGAAAAGAAGCAGUAAUAAACAACCUCCGUUAAGCAAUUCAAUUAAAAUUGAGGCAGUUAAUACUGAGGUCACCAACAAAACAGUUGUUAAAAUAACUACGCCUCCAGCUGUUCACAAAAUUCAAAUAAAAAAUGAAUGUUCAGAAGCUCUAAAUAAUAGCUCAUUCAAUAUUUUGGAAAAUGCCCAAAGAAAAACAUCAAUAAUGAUAAAUGGUGAUGAUUGUUAUUCGACGGUUAAUGUAAAUGAUAAUAUUCCUUUAUAUCAAUCGUCAGUUGUGGUCAAAGAUUCAGUAGGAAUAAUUCCUAUAUUCGAGAAACCCGAAAAACAAUGCAGUACGAUAUAUAUCACAGGAUCUUUCGUUCCGUGUGAAAAAGAACCCGAAAAAGUAGAAGAAAAAGCAGAUACCAAAGAAACUGAAGUUGAAAAACCUGCUGAAAAAGACUCAGAUGUUCUAAGAGAGCUCCUGAAAGACCCUGUUGAGGCAGUAAGGCGUAACUUGGUCCCACAUGUCUGUGGUAAAUCAGACGUGCCUAGGCGACAGCGCGACAAGAAGUUCCUAAACGUUAAAAUACCCAAUUUAACGUCUAAUUUGUUACCAGAAACGACGUACGAAGACGUUUUCAUGAGGCCAAAACCUUAUGAGUCAAUAUGCGAUGAUUUGUCAUCCGAACACAGUUCCUCUACUCAAUACGAGUUAAUUGAUCCAGGAUCAGAUUGCUAUACUGAUCAUAGCAAUCGCAGCUCGGUUACUGAGGAAGAGUUAGCGAAUCGUACGAAGUUUUACGAACUACUGGCAGAUUCAGGCAUCAUCGAGGUAACUGAAAAUGAUGAUCAUAUCUACGAAUCUAUUAAAGUUAAUAAUGAUCCGAUCUACGAAGAUAUUGAGAUACCGCCACCUCUACCUAGCGCUCCACCUCCUGCAAAUAUUAUGGAUGAUAUUAAUUUGGACAAAGAAUUUACUACUAGGUCCAUAUUUGAGGGAGCCUCCAAAUAUGACAUUCUUAGCUACCUUGUAGAUGCAAAAGAGAGAGGUUUAGUUCAAGAAGAUGGAUACACUUACUUUCCAACAAAUGGUACGACUGAAGACGAUAUUCCUAUCUCACAGAUGAGCGCGGUUAGUGAUUCAAGUGAGGAUAACUCGCUUAUAUUGGCUGGAACGCUCAUGGAUGAAAAGUUAACAACCCAAAAGGGAGCAGAAGUUGAAAGAAAUGAUUCCGGAGUUGGUUCAGAAACCAGCAAGAGUUCACUUAGUAAAUAUAGAUCCAAACAAGAGAUAUUUGCAUUGUGCGAGGACUGUGAGGCUUCUCUAGAAGGAGCUAAUGGGAACGUUGCUCUUUUAUGUAGAAAAUGUGUGAAAAAACGGUCAGAAAGGAAAGAAAUAAUUACCGAAAUAGUCGAAACGGAAGAAAAAUAUAGUAAAGAUUUGCAAAUUAUAUUAGAAGAAUUUUAUCAGCCAAUGUUGGUAGCAGGCCUGUUAACACCUGAUCAGCUGUCUGCUAUAUUUUUAAAUGUAGAAGAACUUUUAGAAAACAGCCAAGCACUAGCGGAGCGGUUGCGAGAUGGUGUUGAAAUAGCUGUAGAACAAGGUGACGAAGACCUUCUAACGGUUAACAUGGGCAAGCUCUUUCUGGAAGCUAUGCCGAUGUUACAUGCCUUCGAAACUUACUGUGUCCGACAAGGAGCAGCUAGUUUACUCUUAGCAAGCCUGGAAAAAGAAAAAGAGCUCCUAAGAAUCUUUCUAAGAGUAUCUCAAAUGGAAAAUACAAUGUUAAGGAGAAUGAAUCUUAACUCUUUUCUUAUGGUACCUGUUCAAAGGGUUACAAAGUAUCCAUUGUUGCUGGCUAGAUUAUACAAAGUGACACCAUCUCAUUAUGAUAACAAAGAGGAACUGAAAGAAGCUCAGCAUAAGAUUGAGCUACAUUUGAACCAUAUGAAUUCACAAACAAAAGACGUACCAAGUAAGUUGUGGAGAAGAAUUGGUAGUAGUUCCGGCAGACGAUCAAGUUCGGAAAUGGAUUUAGUUAAUAUCAAGUUAAGAAAAAUAGCUGUGGAUGUAUUGGAAUGGAAUCAUGAGGAGGCCAAAUUUGCCUUAGAAGGAAAACUUUUGUUUACGCAACCCACGGAUAAUAAUUGGAGAAAGGGAAGGACCAUCAAGUUAACUCCUAUCAAUGCGAUGCUGGUCAUUAAUGGAAAGCCUUCGCCAAAUAAAAGUAGUGACAGAUCAGAAGAGAAUGGUGGUCUAUUUUUCUCCAAAACCGGCGUAAGAGAGGCAGCUUUACUACUGGUUCGUGAUAAAAAUGGCCGAUAUUCAUUGCUAAGAGAUCCUCUUUACCUAGACCGAUGUGUUAUAGCAGCAGAUCCCGCUUGGCAAAGUUACUUUGAAGUGCAGGAACUAUUAGGGAAGGAUACGUUCAUAUUUAAGGCUGAAGACGAAGAACAAACAAGCAUGUGGUAUAAACAAUUACAACACCAUGCACAGGGAAUGGGAGCUUGGAGAAAACGAAGAAACGCUUUGGCAAAUAUCAUGAUCAAUGGAAUGGGCCUACGUUCUUAAAAUCGUCUGAACUCUGGGCUAUGAUCUCAACAGUCGCAAAUGCAAAAGUCAUAUUGAUAUACACAUUAUGUCUGUUAAACUCACUUAAGCUUCUUUGUACUGUAUACAAAAAACGUUGAAUAUAAAAAGGGCGGUAAAAGUAAAGUAAACGCAAAAUUAACGCCAAAUUUGGGAUGAUUUAUUAAAAAUACUUCCUCUGUUGUCUAUUCGGGCAUUUCUGACCGCCUUUUCCAAAGCUAUGUUGAAAAGGAGACACACCAGCGCAUCUCCCUGUCGCAGUCCAACAUGCUUUUCCAACGCCUUUUGCUUGUUCGCCAUGUAUUUCGACUUUUCAAACAACUUUACGCAUUGUAGCCUUAACCAAUCUUAUCAGUUUAUCGGGAAUGUGGAAUUCAUCUAUGGCUUCAUACAAUUUAUUUCUUAGGACACUACUAUAGGCCGAUCCAAAAUAUACCAAAAUAUGGUAUGUGUCGAUAUUGCAUUCAUUGUUUUUUUUUCUGUAUUUGCCUUAGCACAAAGAUCUGGUCUGUUUUUGAUCAACCAGGCCUAAAACCACUUUGAUAUUCGCCAAGAAGCUCCUCUGAAUAUGCACUAAGCCGACCAUAUAAGAUACUCGAAAAUAUUUUGUAUGUGGAAGGAGGGUUAUUCCUCUGUAAUUUCUACAUUCCAAUUGAUCACCCUUUUUGUAUAGCUAGCAAACAAUUCCAAUACCCCACUCUUCCGUGAUUUGUUCCUCGGUAGUAGUACGGGAUGCGACAAAACACCUAAAAAAUACUAAAUCUGCAGGAAGAGGAAGUGAUGGUAUACCCGUGGAGCUUAUUAAAAAAGGAAGUGCUACCCUGAAUAAUUAAAUAUAUAAAAUAAUAUUGAGAGAUUUGAAUGAGGAACAGAGGUACACUGAUUCAAAUAUGUCCUCCAUAUAAUAAUUCUGCGUUUACUAUGAAACGUUUUAGUAUUUUUUAAUCACCAUUUUUAAAUUUGUUCUUCGUGUUUUUGCCAACUAAAGACGCAUGCAUAUCUCACAUCACUUGUAAGUGUCCCAUUAGCGUACCAUCCGUAUGUAAGUUGUAUAUAUUUACUAGUAAUUUAGCUGUGAUAUUGUGGAUUUUCCGGUUGUGGGGUAAACUAUAUAUGUUUUAUUUUAACUAGCUUAGAUGUAUUUAAUAAUAUAUGUAUUUAAAUCCUAAUUUAAAAGUAAAAUUAUUUCUUGUAAAGGAAAUUUUUAUUUUAGAAUAAAACACUCAACGUA